Molecule: messenger RNA, 1825 nt
Organism: Anguilla rostrata (American eel)
Lineage: Eukaryota; Metazoa; Chordata; Actinopteri; Anguilliformes; Anguillidae
Gene: emc3
Product: ER membrane protein complex subunit 3
Exons: 9
Coding region: 373-1158 (261 amino acids)
Biological process (GO): protein folding in endoplasmic reticulum
Cellular component (GO): membrane; EMC complex
Source: RefSeq, a predicted model, not a curated record
AAAGUAACCUUUCGAUAUGACAUAAAUUGAACAAUUUUCAUUUUAACCAGAGCACCACAAGAUAGCAAGAUAGCUCGCCACACUAACUGUUGUCGCCUUUGGGGGGCAGUACGCUUUGCAACGAUUGUUUCUUUCUUUUGUUGCUGCUAUCUUCCUGUGUCUUUGCUACCUGUCAUUAGCACACAGCGCAGUUCCUGGUUACAAGCAUUGGGGAUAUUGCAUGGCUGCUGAUGCAGCGAUAGCUGGCUAACUGUCUCCGUAUCCGAGGGCGGCUGUCGGAGGAGCCGAAACGGAGGAGCUAAGCGGAUUGCUAUCCGGAAAUUCAACGGCUCGAGAAAAAAACGUCUCAUUCCAACGCUGACGGUCGCUGUCAUGGCUGAGCCAGAGUUACUGUUGGACUCCAACAUCCGUCUGUGGGUGGUGUUGCCAAUCGUUUUUAUCACCUUCCUGGUUGGGGUGAUUCGCCACUACGUUUCCAUUCUGUUACAAAGUGACAAGAAACUCACACUGGAGCAGGUGUCGGACAGCCAGGUUCUCAUCAGGAGCAGGAUUUUGCGAGAAAAUGGAAAGUACAUUCCUAAACAGUCCUUCUUGAUGAGGAAAUUUUACUUCAAUAAUCAGGAGGAUGGCUUCUUUAAAAAAACUAAAAGAAAGGUUGUUCCACCAUCACCAAUGACAGAUCCCAGCAUGCUGACAGACAUGAUGAAGGGAAAUGUGACCAAUGUUCUACCCAUGAUCCUUAUUGGCGGUUGGAUCAAUUGGACCUUCUCAGGUUUUGUCACAACCAAGGUACCUUUUCCCCUCACACUGCGCUUCAAGCCCAUGCUGCAGCAAGGAAUCGAGCUGCUCUCUCUUGAUGCCUCCUGGGUGAGCUCAGCAUCCUGGUACUUCCUGAAUGUGUUUGGCCUUCGCAGCAUGUAUUCCCUGAUUCUAGGACAGGACAAUGGAGCUGAUCAGUCCCGAAUCAUGCAGGAACAGAUGAGUGGGGCUGCCAUGGCCAUGCCAGCCGACACCAACAAGGCUUUUAAGGCUGAAUGGGAAGCCCUGGAGCUGACUGACCACCAGUGGGCACUAGAGAGUGUGGAGGAGGAACUGAUGAGCAAGGAGCUGGACCUGGAUGGAAUGUUCAGCAGCGAGUUGCCCACUGGCAUCUUCUGAUUGCAUGUGCACUACUAGAGAUUGCUAAUGGGUUCAGUCUUUUGCUAAAAUUAGUUAGGGAGGACAUCUUAUGUUGAGCUGCUUGAAAUAAUCCAGUGAUGAUCAACAAUGAACAAUUGGUGCGACUGAUGUUUUGAUUAAUUUCUAAAUCAGUUCUACAACAUGAUUUAUUUUAAAGUGAGCAUUAUUGCUACUACAUAAACUGAAUCAAGGCCCUUCCCUAUUAAGAAACUUGUCUAACAAAAAUAAAAAAAUAAGUAAUUUUACUAAGUAAAUGUGGGGAGUUUCCUUGAAUCAUGAACUCUAGAUCAUCACUGAAGGAUACCAUCAGCAAUGGAAAAGCCAUUUUCAAACAGCUCCUAGUGUAAUGAUGUUACUGUAGGGGGCUUUCAAGGAAAAUUGCAGCCUGUCUCUUUCAUCCAACCCCUUUGUUUUGCUGCUGCCUCCUUUUAAUGUCUAGUGUUCUGUUUCUUCUGUCCAUUCCCUCUUUGGUUGCUAUAAUUCCUGAGUUGAGGACACUGGUGAUGGCAUGUGGCCAUUGAUGUGGCCCACUAACUCUGAUACCUUGUUUGUGUGUGGAAAUGUUUGUGUUUUCUUUUUAUUAUGGACCCCACUCAGUUUUUUGUAACAUUAUCCUCUGUUUUGUAAAGAGACUGUUUUGACAAGA